This is a messenger RNA of Lytechinus pictus (painted urchin), 6974 nucleotides long. Its product is annotated as valine--tRNA ligase-like. The record is from RefSeq and is a predicted model, not a curated record. Gene Ontology annotation, biological process: valyl-tRNA aminoacylation. NCBI's taxonomy places the organism in Eukaryota, Metazoa, Echinodermata, Echinoidea, Temnopleuroida, Toxopneustidae. Bases 195 to 3428 code for a protein of 1077 amino acids. The transcript is spliced from 24 exons. Gene Ontology annotation, cellular component: cytosol. Gene Ontology annotation, molecular function: ATP binding; valine-tRNA ligase activity; aminoacyl-tRNA deacylase activity.
GGGGUCGCCUGAGCAGUGAGCUGCAGGAACGAUUGCAUCAGAAAAGGCGUGCUCGCAAAUAAAUACAUCGGAUAUCAUCUAUGGCGCCAUAAUGUACACAGACAAAUUGGCAUAGUUAUAUCGGAUGUAAACUUUUGAUUACGCGUGUCAGACAAACAAAUUCAAUCAACCAGUGAAUUUCUCAGGUUACAGCCAUGGCAGGGAAUGACGAAGGAACACCCAAUCUGGCUCAGUCUCAGCCGACCGCUGCGGGAUCUACGAGCGACCCCAACCCCGCAGCUUCCGGGGCCGGUGCGGCUGGACAAGCCGUUGAGAAGACAGAGGCUCAGCUGAAAAAAGAAGCGAAAAAGGAGGCACAAAGACAGGCAAAGCUGGAGAAGUUCAAACAAAAACAAGAAAAGCAAGCUCAACAGGAAAAUAAAAGUGGAGAGGGCAAGAAGGAUAAGAAGAAGAAAGAAAAAGUUGCAAUAACUUAUGACAAAAAUAUUCCACCUGGAGAGAAAAAAGAUGUGAGUGGAACCCUCCCUGAUUCCUACAGCCCUGCCUAUGUAGAAGCUGCUUGGUAUUCAUGGUGGGAAAAACAGGGCUUCUUCAAGCCAGAAUAUGGAGGUAGAGAUUUGACAAAUCUGAAGAAGGAGGAUCUUUUCAUGAUUUGUAUUCCUCCUCCCAAUGUGACCGGGUCUCUUCAUCUCGGCCACGCCCUGACGAAUGCCGUUGAAGAUGCCCUCACAAGAUGGAACCGCAUGAAGGGCAAGGUAUGUCUGUGGAAUCCUGGAUGCGAUCACGCAGGCAUUGCUACUCAGGUGGUCGUGGAGAAGAAGCUGUGGAGAGAGAAGAAGCUCACAAGACACGAUCUCGGCCGAGAGAACUUUGUAGAGGAGGUCUGGAAGUGGAAACAUGAGAAAGGAGGAAGGAUCUAUGAUCAGCUGAGAACCCUUGGCUCAUCAAUGGACUGGGACAGGGCCUGUUUCACCAUGGACCCCAAGCUCUACAACGCUGUCCAGGAAGCGUUCAUACGGAUGCAUCAGAACGGCACCAUCUACCGGAGCAACCGUCUCAUCAACUGGUCCUGUACCCUCAAGUCUGCCAUCUCCGACAUCGAAGUAGAGAAGAAGGAAUUGACUGGGAGGACCUAUCUCUCUGUGCCUGGCUAUGAAGAGAAAGUUGAAUUCGGGGUCUUAGUAGAAUUUGCCUACAAGGUUCAAGAUUCUGAUGAGGAGCUGGUUGUUGCGACAACUCGUAUUGAGACGAUGUUGGGUGAUACCGCCGUCUCCGUCCAUCCGGAUGAUGACCGUUACAAGCAUCUACACGGGAAGCGGGUCAUUCAUCCAUUCAGGAACUGCUCCUUGCCCAUCCUAUGCGAUGACUUUGUUGAAAUGGGCUUCGGAACAGGUGCUGUGAAGAUCACACCAGCCCACGAUCACACUGAUUACCAGGUUGGCAAGCGUCACAAUCUUGAAUUCCUCAAUGUCAUUGAUGAUGAUGGUAACAUCACAGAAGUUGGUGGACAGUUCAAGGGAAUGAAGAGGUUUAACGCAAGACGAGCUGUCUUAGAAGCACUGAAGGAGAAAGAUCUCUACAGAGGCACAAAGCCAAACCCUAUGGUGGUGCCAACGUGCAGUCGUUCCAAAGACAUCGUAGAACCCUUACUGAAGUCUCAGUGGUUUGUUGACUGUCGGGAAAUGGCUAGACGAGCAGUAGAAGUAGUAGAGAACAACACACUGAAGAUCGUCCCUGAGAUGCACAAGAAGACGUGGUAUUCUUGGCUCAAUAACAUCAGGGAUUGGUGUAUCUCAAGACAGCUGUGGUGGGGACAUCGUAUCCCAGCAUACUUUGUGACAAUCAACGACCCGGGUGUUCCUGUAGGAGAUGAAACUGAUAACAACUAUUGGAUCUCCGCCCUGACUGAGGAGGAGGCCAGGCGGAAAGCUGCAGAACGCUUCAAGGUCACAGAGGACAAAAUAACCCUCAAACAAGAUGAAGAUGUCUUGGAUACCUGGUUCUCCUCGGGAUUAUUUCCAUUCUCCAUUUUUGGAUGGCCCAAUCAGACUGCUGAUCUGAAGUCCUUCUACCCCGGCACGCUCCUAGAGACAGGCCACGACAUCUUAUUCUUCUGGGUGGCCAGGAUGGUGAUGAUGAGUCUGACCCUCAACGACGUCCUCCCGUUCACGGAGGUCUACCUGCAUGCCAUGGUACGGGAUGCGCAUGGAAGGAAGAUGAGCAAGUCCCUCGGCAAUGUGAUCGAUCCUGUUGAUGUCAUCAAGGGGAUUACCCUUGAGGAGCUACACAGGAUCCUGGAGCAGGGUAACCUGGAUCCCAGGGAGGUGGAGAAGGCCAAGAAGGGUCAGAAGGAGGACUAUCCUAACGGGAUCCCGGAGUGUGGUACAGACGCCCUCAGGUUUGCCCUCUGCGCCUACACCUCACAAGGUCGCGACAUCAAUCUUGACGUCCUACGUGUACAAGGCUACCGUUUCUUCUGCAACAAGAUGUGGAAUGCUACAAAGUUUGCCAUGAAGACGCUCGGAGAUAACUUUGUUCCAAGCCCCGCCUUUGAGUUGAGUGGCAGUGAGACACCUACAGAUAUGUGGAUCUUGAGUCGGUUAUCAUCAGCUAUUAAGGUCUGCGAGGAUGGCUGGCCGGUAUAUGACUUCCCUGCCAUCACUACAGCAAUCUAUGCCUUCUGGCUCUAUGAUCUAUGCGAUGUCUACUUGGAAUAUACCAAGCCGCUGCUCCUGACCCCUGAUGCGCCCCACCUGGGCGUGGUCCGCCAGAUCCUCUACACCUGUUUAGAUACUGGUCUUCGUCUCAUCAGCCCCUUCAUGCCUUUCAUCUCGGAGGAACUCUUCCAGAGGCUACCAAGGAGGACCUCAAGUGAGCCCCCAAGCAUCUGUGUUACCCCUUACCCUCUUGCCGUAGAUCACCCCUGGUCCAAUCAGUCUCUUGAGAAGGAUGUAGAGUUUGUUCAGAGUAUUAUCAACAAAGCUAGAUCAAUGAGGUCAGACUAUCAACUCUCCAAGCAAAAGGCUGAAUUAUACUUGAAAUGCUCCGACCAAGACAUUGCCACACUGCUAACGCCGUACACAGACACCAUACAAACACUGACCACGUCCUCAAAGGUCACUCUCCUGGUCAAUGAUGCACUUCCGGUUGGUUGCGCCAUGGCAACCGUCUCCGACAAGUGUGAGGUUCACUUGCUACUCAAGGGUUUGGUAGAUCCCAGCAAAGAGCUGGCCAAGCUGAACCAACGCCAGACUAAUCUGACCAAUCAGAAGGACCGUCUUCAGAAGGCAAUGGACGUUGAUGGCUAUCAGACCAAGGUCCCACAGAAGGUCCAGGAGUCCAAUUCAGAAAAGCUAUCCCAGACUGUGAAUGAGAUCGAGACUAUAACAGAAGCUAUUCGGAUGUUUGAAUCUCUAUCAACUUCAUAACCCAUGACGUGCUGUCGAUAUUAUAUCUGAUGCAAUUUAGUUUAGAAUUAAGAUGUAUUCCAGGUCAAUCUCUAUUUUUAUUUUAUUCAAUGUGAAUAUCAUAAUGACAGAUACUUGUACAUUAAGGAAAUAAAACACAACAAGCACUUCCGGAAAUUCACCCAAAUACAUGUAUACUUAUAUUGCCACUCUAAAAGUUUUCAAAAGACUGUUUUGUGAGCAUUUUAGUGGUGUUAUACUUGAUGACUUGUAAUGCGAAUUAUCCCAUUUGUGACUUGUGUUGAGACAGUACGCUUGGAAAUGUUUCAGCAGUUGUUGAUACAAAGACUGCAUGUCAUAAUUAUAACUUUAUAUUAUUGGCAAGCUCCGUGCUAUUUGUACUGUUAUAAGCCACUGAAAUCCUGCAGUUCGAUUGGUAGAAAGGGAAUUUCCCAAAUAAUCCUAGCAUAUAGUAUUGAUAACAAUUUUUAUAAAACGGGGUCCAAUCUGUGUUGUUAGAAUGAUUUAAUGUUUGCUUUUCAUUGGCUGGGAGCAGUCCUGUUGUACAAUGGUUCCUCUUUCACACCGACUUUCUUUUAGAAUAAAAUGGGGGCCAGAAGCUGGCCGAAAAUCAUGUGUUUAAUUAUUAAGAGGUAUGUUGUGUACUCUGUACGAUUCCUCGGAAGAGAGCCUAGCGAAAUUGUUCGUUUUAAAUUAAUGUACAGGUUACGAAUUUAAAACAUAGAUAUUACUCAUCAUCUUAUACAUCUAAGUGUGAUUUUGAAUUCUGCCCUUAUCUUUCUAGAAGGUAUAACUACUUAUGAUAUAUGCCAAAUGUGGCAGGAUACAACUUUUUUUUUUUUAACAUUGUUUAUUUCUUCAAUUGGUGUCUGUUUCAUACCAUGGAAACCUUGAAUUUGAUCAAUUAAGCACUGUUACCAUGGUAGUUACCAUUAAACUGUAACAACAUAAAGGGUCCGUAAUCACAAGUCCUCAGUCAUCUUAUGUUUACCAUCGACUUGUGAAUGAAGUCACUCUAGAGGUUGAAUGUAUAUAUAACAUGGCGUAAUUUCCUUCAGCAAGAAACUGAUCCACAGUGUGCUGCACUCAACCCAGGUGAGGUAAAUGGGUACCGGUAGGAAGUAAUUCCUUAAAAAGCUGUGUGCGCUAUGAACGCCUAGCUUAGCCGGGUAAUAUAGGAGCGCCUUGAGCACCUAACAAGGUGGAUAUGUGCGCAAUAUAAACAACCUACCGGGUAUAUUAUUAUUAUAACGAAGUGUUUGGGUAGGGAAUAUACCAGAAGGUUCUUAAGUGCAAUUCUGUGCAGUAAGUCCGAUGUCAUGUGACCAUUUAAAGAAGAAUUUUAUGAUAGGACCAAUGAGUUACUGGUGUUCUAGGGGUCGGUAAUUUGCCGGUAUUCAUGCUUAUAGAAGUAUUGAUGAAAUAACGACAAGACAAUGCCACACUUGAUGCGUUGAAUAUGGCAUGCAACUACAUGUAGGAAUCUAGGUACAACUUUAAUCGUCCGGUUUAAUCAAUUCCUACGUGAAACUCUCCCCUCAAUGCGUACUUGUAUGAGCAAGCAUGCAAGAUCAAAUUGUCUGUUUGACAAUCAUUUCAUUCCAGUGUUUUAUAAUUUCUCGGUGGAUGGGAUAUUUUUCUUUGGUGGCGGUUUGAUCGAUAAAAAUAUUUAUAUAUCUGUUGUUCUGCCUUUUUUUUUAAUGAAUGCAUGUACUUGUUUAUACAUCAUCAUAGUACAAUGCGUUAGAGGGUGCAUACUCAUGCGUUGCAGUAUUUCAAAUGGCAGAAAUUGUUGCAAUCAUUCAUGAAGUAGUUUUAAGAAUAACUUUUUGAGUUAUAUAUUUGCCCUUGAGAAAGAGGAAGUAGACAUCCAUUCUCAUAUUUGCUUGGACAGAAGGUAAGCAGAAAAACGAAGAAUAGACAAAUCACUACUGCAGGGGCCGCGGAACCGGGGUGGCUGGGGGGGCUGAAGCCCCCCCACUUUUUUCCAAAAGCGUGUACAAAAACGUAAAAAUUACCAUAUGAUUGUGAUUUUUAGCAUGGUCAGCCCCCCCCCCCCCCACUUUGGGCUCGGCCCCCCCACUUUGAAAACCGUUCCGCGGCCCCUGUACUGGAAUGUUAGACUGUCAAUAUGAAGGACUACAAAUAUAUUCUAAAGAUUUCCACUAUGCUUAAUAACUACUUUAACCAUCUAUAAUUUACCUGCGAUCUGGUCAAUUCCAACUAUGGAAAGCCACCAAGGUCAACAUUUAAAAUGCAUGUUUGUUCAAAAUAUAUUCGAGAUAUAAUGUAAAAUAAUACAUCCACAGUUUUCUUCAAAAUUCAAUAGGCAUCUCUCUUUGUUUACAAAGGAUAUUGUGCACAUUUCCUUGAGAAACAAUUAUGACGUUGAUGGAUCUCCAUAUACUUCAGGUUGAUAAGGACAAUCAUAACUCUGUGUAAGUCGGGCCCAGCUAUUUUAAAUAUGAAGGAUAUAAUCUGAAUUUUGACCAUUCAGAGCUCUCACUUUAUUAUGAUUUUUUAAAUGUUUUUCUUCAUGAUUUCCUACACACUUCUAUAGGAAAUAUUAUGGGUGUUUCCCUAUUUUUUAGCAACUUCAUCCCGUUAUUUUUUCUUAAGGAGAAAGUACCAGCAUGUAGCAACAACUUGCUUUUUAACAAGUGUAGAUGUGAUGAAAAUAAUUUUUGCCCUUGCUAAUUACUCCUCCAAAAAAACUCUAUCAAGAACCCGACCAAAAACAUGCAUGAUUCACAAUCUGAAAGGGCCAAAAUUAUGCUCAGAUUAUCAAUUUUGGAGUUAUUGUUACUAUUAAUUAUUUUCAUGAAUUUAAAUAAAGAAGGUAAAAUUUUUAUUGACAGAAUUUGCAACAAUUUGGAUACAUUUGCUACUCUUAAUUUUCCAGCAAUUAUGAACGGUUUAGUUUCAAAGCUUUUAGAAUUAUUUUAGCAAUGACCCAGUGAAAGAAAAUUGUUAGUUUUAUUAUGUUAAAAUUUGUGAUUAAUUUUACUCUAAAAUGUAUCUUGUCCGGGGAGAGUAUGUAAUUCAGCUUUGUUUCAAUAAAGAGAAAUAAACCUUUUUUAAAGUAUAUGUUGCACUUCAAACAGGAUACACAUGCUAGGUAUAUACACCAUCCCCAAACCUGAAUAUGCCUACUUUUAUUUCAUUUUAAAAUAAUAUGAAACAUCAAGCACACCCCACCAAUAAGUUGACCUGAACCAUAAAAAGAAAAAUGCCACAUGACCAAACACUGAUAUCUUCAAUAAAAAAGGGUUGUGUUUCAGUAAAUGAAAUAAAUUAUAAUUUUGAUUUCUGUAUAACUUGUUGUUAGGGUGACCGUAUCCUUUAAUUAUUACAAGGGUUAAGUAUUUUGAGCUCAUUUCUACAUGUUGUAGAGAUAGGAUUAGUUGUACAUUAUUAUACUAUGGGUAUAAUAUUGUCUUAUGUGCUUCAAUCUUUUGUCAUUUUGCCUCAAUAUUAACAGAUUUCAUAUCUAUUUGAAAUGUAUUAUCUUAUGAUGAAUACAUUAAAUAUGCUUAUUUCAAAUGA